Daktulosphaira vitifoliae (grape phylloxera) is the source of this 1113-nucleotide messenger RNA. RefSeq lists its product as uncharacterized. The transcript is spliced from 5 exons. The record is from RefSeq and is a predicted model, not a curated record. The coding region runs from base 73 to 999 and encodes 308 amino acids. NCBI's taxonomy places the organism in Eukaryota, Metazoa, Arthropoda, Insecta, Hemiptera, Phylloxeridae.
CAUUUAUUCAUUUAUACAUUAAUAUCUUAUUACCUAUUUAAAAUUAAUUAAAUUUGAAACGGAAAAUAUUAAAUGAUGAAUAUUCAAUUUAUAAUAUUACUGUUUGCAUAUUGCAUUAUAUCAACUUUUUGUGUCCCGAUUAUAUUUAAUGAUGGACUAUCAAAAACUGAAGAUUCUCCAAAAGAACACGAUGACAUACCAAAUAAUAAUGAAAAUUCUCCAAAAGAACAUGAUGACAUAUUAAAUAAUAAUGAAAAUUCUCCAAAAGAACAUGAUGACAUAUUAAAUAAUAAUGAAAAUACUCCAAAAGAACACUAUGAAAUGCCAAAUAAUAAUGAAGAUACUCCUAAAGAACAAGUUGAAAUGCCGGAAAACCAUAAUUUAAGUGUCAUUCAAAUUGUUUGGAAUCGAGUAAAAUCAAUAUUAUUAUUAGCAGAUUCAUAUAAUGAUAAUAAGAUUGCUUUUAAAGACAUGGUUGAAGUAUGUCGAAAAGAAUAUGGGAAAGAUAUUAGUGAUGACUAUGAGGACAUGAAAGAUACAGAAAUCACAAUGGAUUUUGCAAUGACAUUAUUUUAUGAUGGAUAUGGUGAACAUUUAAAAAAAUUAACUAUAGAUUUGGGAAGAUUAGCAAAUAAGGAUGGAUAUAUUCCUACAUUAUUUGUACGAAUUUUGUUUUAUCAUUAUAAAUUAGAUUCCCAUAUAUUAAACGAAAUUUUACAAAGUUUGGAUACAAAAGAUAAUUUAGUAGAAGAAAAUGAUGAAAUAUCAAUAAAUUUUGCAAGAAAAUUAUUGUUUGAAGAUUAUGGGGAUCAAGUUAAGCAAACAGCUGACUUUGUGAAAUUUUCAUCAAUAAAAGAUCAUAUUUCUGCGGUAGAACUAAGUACACUACUUCUAUUAUGUAACUUCGGUGACAAAAUGCAGAACGAGCUUCUUGGUAUAAUGGCAAAAGUAAACGAUGAAUAUAUUAAACAUGAAGAUUUGGUUAAACAUUUAAUGUGAUGUGCAUUACUGUAUUUCAAUGUAAAGAUCUAUUAAUUGACUACUAAUGGAGUAUUUGCUGUUUUAAUUAUUAUUGUUUAAUAAAUUUCUUGUGACUACACAACAUAACAAAUA